AUGGACACAAACGACCAGGCUGAGCAGCUCGAGGAGCAAGUCUCGCAGCAGCAGCAGCAGCAGCACCACCGUCAUGGGGCCAAGGGAAAAGGCGGCGGAUCCAAGGGCUCAGGACAGGGCGCAGGGGGCGGGGCGAAGAGGGAGAAGGAGGUCUCGCGAGCGCUGUCGAGGUUGUUGAGGCAUCAGGCUUUGAAUGCGGGAAUUAAGUUGGAUCGGGAGGGGUAUGCACCGCUGGAGAAGGUGCUCCAAUGGGGCCCCCUCCGCACCCUCAAUGUUUCCGUCCAAGAAGUCAUCGACAUAACAGCCUCCAACGAGAAACAGCGCUUCUCCAUGAAGGCCGUCGACAACACCGCGGCCGAGCAGGCGGACGCGUCAUACUGGCUCAUCCGCGCAAACCAGGGCCACUCCAUCCCCCUCGACGACGAGGGCCUCCUCAAUCCCAUCACCCUGGACAACAUCCCGCCCACCGUGGUCCACGGGACAUACUUUGCCUUUUGGCCGUCCAUCGUCGAGAACGGUGGACUGCGGCGGAUGGGGCGGAACCACGUGCACUUCUCGACCGGCCCGCCCCGCAACAGUGACAGCAACAACGUCGUCGUCGACGACGACGACGACGACAACAACAAUGCACCCGGUGUCAUCUCGGGCAUGCGGACCGAUGCGGAGCUGCUGGUGUAUAUCGACGUGCGGAGGAGCCUCGAGGACGACGCGAUGAGCUGGUGGGUCAGCGACAACGGCGUCGUGCUCACGGCUGGGGUGGGCGAGGAAGGGUUGGUUCCGGCUACGUACUUCAAAGAGGUCGUGGGCCGCAGGAAGGAGGACGAGGUGGGCGUGUUGUGGAGGGAUGGUUCCAAGGUGGCGGAUCUGCCCGAGGGGUUGAAGGGGAGGCCGCCACCUGGCAAAUCUGGGAGACGGGGUGGGAGAGGUGGGAGAGGUGGGCGUGGGCGAGGGGGAGGUCGAGGGCGGGAGCGAGGACGAGGGACGUGA
Cryphonectria parasitica EP155 is the source of this 987-nucleotide messenger RNA. RefSeq lists its product as uncharacterized. The record is from RefSeq and is a predicted model, not a curated record. The transcript has 2 exons. Gene Ontology annotation, biological process: tRNA splicing, via endonucleolytic cleavage and ligation. Bases 1 to 987 code for a protein of 328 amino acids. NCBI's taxonomy places the organism in Eukaryota, Fungi, Ascomycota, Sordariomycetes, Diaporthales, Cryphonectriaceae. Gene Ontology annotation, molecular function: tRNA 2'-phosphotransferase activity.